AUGACAACAUUUGACUUCUCUGAUGUGGAGGCGUUUUUGGACUGCCACCCGGAUCUCUUCGAGGAGUAUCUCGUUCGAAAGGCGAAAUGUGACCAGGUUAGCAGGUGGUUGAGGGAGCAUCAGCCGCCGAAAGUGCCAACAGCGGAGGAGAGACUCGGCGCUGUGAGGGACCCGCUCUGGCCGACCAACCCAGACGGGCUCCGACGCAGAUCGUCCCAUAUGGAGCUGCGGCGCAACUUCGCCCGGUCCAAAGCCACCACUACACACAGGACCUAUGACGAGCAUGUGAGCCUUAGUGAACAAGAGUCCCAAUCCAGCAUGAGGCGCCGUGCGCUCCUGCGUAAAGCCAGCUCUCUGCCACCGACCACCGCGCACAUCCUGAGCGCCCUGCUGGAGUCCAGAGUCAACGUGCCCCAGUACGCGUCCAGUGCCAUCGAGUACAAAUACAGACUAAAAGAAACCAACGAAAGAGAGUUUUUCUUGGAGUUAGUAAAGGAUAUCUCCAAUGAUUUGGACCUGACAAAUCUGAGUUAUAAGAUCUUAAUUAACGUCUGUAUCCUGGUUGACGCAGACAGGUGUUCACUUUUCCUCGUUGAGGGACCAGCACAUAAGAGGACGCUGGUGUCCAAAUUCUUUGAUGUCCACUCAGGUACCACAGUCAGACCGUCCUCCAGCACUCUAAACUCCAAUGAAGUGCAGGUGCCAUGGGGAAAGGGUAUCAUUGGAUAUGUGGCAGAGCACGGAGAGACUGUAAACAUCUCAAAUGCGUAUGAGGACCACCGCUUCAGUGAUGAGAUAGACAAGUUAACAGGCUACAAGACUCAAUCCAUCCUCUGUAUGGCCAUCUGCAACAGUGAUGGAGAAGUCAUAGGUGUUGUGCAAGCAAUCAACAAAAACCCCAUGGGCAGUCCCUUCACUGAAGAUGAUGAGAAGGUGCUGCAGAUGUAUCUACCAUUCUGUGGAAUAUCAAUUUCCAAUGCCAAGUUGUUUUCUGAGUCUCGCAAGGAGUAUGAAAGGACUAGGGCUCUUCUGGAGGUGGUCAACGACCUGUUUGAGGAGCAGACUGACUUGGAGAAGAUUGUCAGGAAGAUCAUGCAGAGAGCGUUGACCCUCCUGCAGUGUGAACGCUGCUCUGUGCUUCUCCUUGAGGACAUAGACUCACCGGUUGUGAAGUUCUCCAAGACAUUUGAGCUAAUGUCUCCCUUGUGCAAUGUGGACCGUGAAAACAGCAUGGAGAAGCUUUCGUGCUCUGAUUGGCUGAUCAAUAAUAGCAUUGCUGAGCUGGUGGCUUCCACAGGACUGCCUGUUAACAUCAGCGAUGUGUGUCAGGACCCACGCUUUGAUGCUGAGGCGGAUCAGGCCUCAGGAUUUCAUAUCAGAUCCGUGUUAUGUGUCCCUAUCUGGAAUCGAACUCAUCAGAUUAUCGGGGUUGCACAAAUUCUGAAUCGUCUGGACAGGAAGACCUUCAGCGAUGCAGAUCAGAGGCUGUUUGAGGCAUUUGUGAUAUUCUGUGGACUUGGAAUCAACAACACUAUGAUGUACAAUCAAGUUAAGAAGACGUGGGCCAAACAGUCUGUAGCUCUGGAUAUGUUGUCUUACCACGCUACCUGCUCAAAGGUAGAAGUUGACAGACUCAAGGCAGCUAAGAUCCCACUGAGCAGUGAAUUAGGCAUCAUUGAGUUUCACUUCAACGACUUCUCUUUGGACAGUGAUGCCAUGAUCACUGCAUCACUCCGGAUGUUUCUGGAACUUGGUGUUGUCCAAAAAUUUAAAAUUGACUAUGAGGUUUUGUGCCGCUGGCUUCUGACUGUGAGGAAGAACUAUCGAACUGUGGCAUAUCAUAACUGGAGACAUGCCUUCAACGUGUCCCAGUGCAUGUUUGUUAUCAUCACAACAGCCAGCUUUCAGGAUGUUUUGUCAGAUGCAGAGAUUCUGGCACUGAUGGUUGGCUGUCUGUGCCAUGACUUGGACCAUCGAGGCACCAACAACGCAUUUCAAGCAAAGACGGGCUCUGCUCUGGCUUUGCUCUAUGGGACGUCAGCCACCCUGGAACAUCAUCACUUCAACCACGCAGUCAUGAUCCUACAGAGUGAGGGUCACAACAUCUUUGCAAACCUCUGCUCUAAAGAGUACAGCAACAUGAUGCACCUAUUGAAGCAGGCUAUUCUCUCCACAGACCUUACUUUGCACUUUGAGCGCAGAACCAAGUUCUUUGAGUGUGUUCUUUCUGGAGAAUUCAGCUGGACAGAUGAAGGACACCGAGAAGUUCUCAGGUCUAUGCUGAUGACAGCGUGCGAUCUGGGUGCUGUCACUCGUCCUUGGAAGAUAUCCAAACAGGUUGCAGAGCUGGUGACUAGUGAAUUCUUUGAACAAGGUGACAGGGAGAGGUCUGAGCUUAAGUUGACCCCAGCGGCCAUAUUCGACCGCAAUCGCAAAGAUGAAUUACCUGCUUUACAGUUGGAGUGGAUAGAUGGGAUCUGUAAACCCCUUUACCAGGCAUUGCUGAAGCUUAACAGGAAAUUGCAGCCGAUGAUUGAUGGGAUCGAUGCCAAUCGAAAGAAGUGGCAGGAGCUCUGCUCAUCGUAUCAGCAGAAACGCAGAGCCUCAAUGCCCAAUCAGAUUACUGAACCAAGUCAGAAUCCAGAGUCCUGUGAAAAGCCAGAGUCCACAAAGACUAUGAAGCCAGUUGAAAAAGAUGUGUUUUCAGGCUAG
Scomber scombrus (Atlantic mackerel) is the source of this 2712-nucleotide messenger RNA. It is a transcript of the gene pde11al, whose product is annotated as phosphodiesterase 11a, like. Lineage: Eukaryota; Metazoa; Chordata; Actinopteri; Scombriformes; Scombridae. The transcript has 20 exons. Gene Ontology annotation, biological process: signal transduction. The coding region runs from base 1 to 2712 and encodes 903 amino acids. The record is from RefSeq and is a predicted model, not a curated record. Gene Ontology annotation, molecular function: 3',5'-cyclic-nucleotide phosphodiesterase activity; protein binding.